AUGGCGGUUGGCAAGGGAUCGGCCACCAGGGCACUUCCAUUUAAAAUUAAUGAAAGAGUUAGGGCUCAAAAUCAGGGGGCCCUAUUUGAGUUUACAAUCUGGGUUCAGAAAAAAGAGAUUGUGAGUUUGUUAUUUCAAAUGAGAUUUGGGAAUAUGAAAUGGGGUGAGUGUGUCGGAGGAACAAUGGAAAACGACAUUCACCUGAGAGCAAACGGCUACAAUCGCAUCAAGGCCCGAACUCGCCCUCGUCCCCCGAAAGCUUCUGAAAGAGUUCAGUUUGAACUUUUUGGAUCUCCUGCAACAUAUACUCACAUAAUAGAAUCAAUAAAAGGAAAAUAA
Molecule: messenger RNA, 339 nt
Organism: Sphenostylis stenocarpa
Lineage: Eukaryota; Viridiplantae; Streptophyta; Magnoliopsida; Fabales; Fabaceae
Source: the annotation of a GenBank genome assembly